AUGCAUCCGCCGCCGCCCGCCGCCGCGAUGGAGUUCAGUCAGAACAGUCUGUUCGGCUACAUGGAGGACCUGCAGGAGCUCACCAUCAUCGAGAGGCCGGUCCGCCGGAGCCUCAAGACACCAGAAGAAAUAGAAAGAUUGACAGUUGAUGAAGACCUCAGUGAUAUUGAAAGGGCUGUUUAUCUGCUCAGUGCUGGUCAAGAUAUCCAAGGAACAAGCGUGAUUGCGAAUCUUCCAUUUCUGAUGCGGCAGAACCCUGCUGAGACACUUCGGAGAAUCUUGCCAAAAGUCAGAGAGGUCCUGCAUGUUGCAGGAGUGGAAAUGCAGUUAACGGCUGCGGUAUCAUUUUUGACCAUUCUACAGGAAGAAUCAGUGUCGAUUCAUACAUAUGCCCACUCCUUCCUCCAAGUCAUUCUACUGCAUCUGGAGCACAGGGACGCAGGUGUCAGCAACGCAUGGCUGGAAACUCUUUUGUCUGUGAUAGAAGUAUUGCCCAAAGAAACCCUAAGGCAUGAGAUUUUGAAUCCACUUGUUUCCAAGGCACAACUUUCCCAAACAGUCCAGUCUCGUUUAGUUAGUUGUAAAAUUUUAGGAAAAUUGACCAACAAAUUUGAUGCCCUUGCCAUUAAAAGAGAUAUUCUUCCCUUGGUAAAAUCACUCUGUCAAGAUGUAGAGUACGAAGUUCGAUCUUGUAUGUGUCGGCAAUUAGAAAAUAUAGCUCAGGGCAUUGGGACAGAACUUACAAAAAGUGUGGUGCUCCCUGAAUUAAUAGAACUUUCUAGGGAUGAAGGCAGCAGUGUGCGGCUUGCAGCUUUUGAAACUUUGGUUAAUCUGCUCGACAUAUUUGAUACAGAUGACAGAAGUCAAACUAUACUUCCCUUAGUGAAAUCGUUUUGUGAAAAAUCUUUCAAAGCAGAUGAAUCAAUUCUUAUUUCCUUAUCUUUCCAUUUAGGAAAACUAUGCCAUGGACUAUAUGGAAUAUUUACUCCAGAUCAACACUUGAGAUUUUUGGAGUUUUAUAAGAAACUUUGUACAUUGGGUUUGCAACAGGAAAAUGGACACAAUGAAAACCAGAUUCCACCCCAAAUCUUAGAGCAGGAGAAGAAAUAUAUUUCAGUACGGAAGAACUGUGCUUAUAACUUUCCGGCCAUGAUUGUUUUUGUUGAUCCUAAAAAUUUCCACAUGGAUCUCUAUUCUACAUUCUUCUGCCUUUGUCAUGACCCUGAAGUACCAGUCAGAUACACUAUUGCUAUUUGCUUUUAUGAAGUUUCUAAACUUCUGAAUUCUGGAGUGUAUUUAAUACAUAAAGAACUAAUAACAUUAUUACAAGAUGAAUCAUUGGAGGUACUAGAUGCUCUCAUAGAUCAUCUUCCAGAAAUCCUGGAACUUAUGUCUACUGGUGGAGAAAGCAGUGUUCAAGAAAAUAAGUUAUCAUCUCUCCCUGACUUGAUUCCAGCUCUCACAGCUGCUGAGCAGCGAGCUGCAGCCUCUUUAAAGUGGAGAACUCAUGAGAAGCUGCUCCAGAAAUACGCCUGUCUGCCGCACAUCAUAUCAAGUGAUCAGAUUUAUUAUCGUUUCUUGCAAAGAAUGUUCACAAUCAUGAUGACAAAUAAUGUCUUACCUGUCCAAAAGGCCGCUUCACGAACUCUAUGCAUUUUUCUACGUUAUAAUCGUAAACAAGAACAGAGACACGAGGUCAUUCAAAAAUUAAUUGAACAACUGGGCCAAGGAAAAAGUUAUUGGAAUAGACUCCGAUUUUUGGAUACCUGUGAAUUUAUUAUAGAGAUCUUUUCCAAAUCAUUUUUCUGUAAAUAUUUCUUUCUACCUGCUAUUGAACUGACACAUGAUCCAGUAGCAAAUGUGAGAAUGAAACUUUGCUACUUGUUGCCCAAAGUGAAAUCUACCCUGAAGAUCCCUGCAGAUAAACAUCUACUUCAACAGUUAGAAAUGUGUGUGAGAAAACUCCUCUGUCAAGAAAAGGAUAAAGAUGUUCUGGCCACUGUGAAAAGAACUGUAUUAGAGUUGGACAGAAUGGAAAUGUCCAUGGACGCUUUUCAGAAAAAAUUUUAUGAAAAAGAUUUGUUGGAUCAAGAGAAAGAAAGAGAAGAGCUACUUCUUUUGGAAAUGGAACAAUUAGAAAAAGAAAAGCAACAAAAUGAUGGAAGGCCCAUGAGUGAUAAAACCUUUGAAAAGAAACGUAGAGACACCAAGACACCAACAACUCUGCCCAAGAACAUCCCCAUUUCUGUCCCUGGACCCUCUUCUGGCACCCCAUCCACAAGCAAAGAAAUCAAGAAAUCCAAAUUGAUUCGAAGCCAGUCUUUUAAUAAUCAAGCUUUUCAUGCAAAAUAUGGCAACUUAGACAAGUGUGCUGGUAAAAGUUCUACAGCAGCAUAUACACCUUCUGUCUCAGGGUUAACAAAGACUUCUGUGAUUUCACUAACUGAUGAUUCAUUCCGGACUCGUAAUGCCAGUGGUGGUCCCAGUUCCUUUUCUUCUAAUACUCCCCUGCCCAGCACCUCCCGAGGGACAGGUAACUCAGGUGAUCCCAAGAGCAGUGGAAGUAAAGAUACACAACCGCGGAAGGCUACCUUAAAAUCCAGAAAAUCCAAUCCUUAG
This is a messenger RNA of Mesoplodon densirostris (Blainville's beaked whale), 2619 nucleotides long. It is a transcript of the gene PPP4R4, whose product is annotated as protein phosphatase 4 regulatory subunit 4. Gene Ontology annotation, molecular function: protein phosphatase regulator activity. The record is from RefSeq and is a predicted model, not a curated record. The transcript is spliced from 25 exons. Bases 1 to 2619 code for a protein of 872 amino acids. NCBI's taxonomy places the organism in Eukaryota, Metazoa, Chordata, Mammalia, Artiodactyla, Ziphiidae. Gene Ontology annotation, cellular component: protein serine/threonine phosphatase complex; cytosol.